This is a messenger RNA of Drosophila elegans, 830 nucleotides long. RefSeq lists its product as uncharacterized. Gene Ontology annotation, biological process: sensory perception of smell. The transcript has 2 exons. NCBI's taxonomy places the organism in Eukaryota, Metazoa, Arthropoda, Insecta, Diptera, Drosophilidae. Bases 35 to 742 code for a protein of 235 amino acids. The record is from RefSeq and is a predicted model, not a curated record. Gene Ontology annotation, molecular function: odorant binding.
UUUGACUAAUACACAUUUCUUAAGUGUUCUUUAGAUGCAUAUUCAAGCCAAUUUGCUGCCAUGGCUUUGCCUGAUUCUCAGUGAUCUUUUGCCAGUGGCAUGGACCCGUUCAAUGACCGUCUCGCUUAACAUGUCGAUGACCCGAACCCUGGUCCCAGAUCCACCAAAUGGGACAGAGACCAAGCUCAGCCAGGAUAUGCUGAGGUCCUGUAUGCGAAAGACUGAGAUCUCGAUGUCGCAGCUGAAGCUCUUCCACAUGAGCCUGCUGAACAGUGACUACAACAACGAGAACGAUGUGGCUCCAUCGCCAGUGCAAUCCAUCGGCGAUGUCAAUAACCUGGGCGAUCUGGACUUCAAUGGCAACUCGCAGAUGCCGUUUCUCGAUUUGAAGAACAAUGAGCCCCUGCAGUGUUUCGUGAGUUGCCUGUACGAGACCCUGGAUCUGGACAGAUACAAUGUCCUGCUGGAGGAGGCCUUUAAGACCCAGGUGCAGACGAUCAUCCAGCACGAGAAGGCCGAGAUAAAGGAGUGUAGUGACCUGCAGGGCAAGACUCGGUGCGAGGCGGCCUACAAGUUGCACUUGUGCUACAAUCACCUAAAGACCCUGGAGGCGGAGCAGCGCAUCCGGGAGAUUCUCGAGAAGACGGAGGCGGAGAGCGAGGGACUUGGUCCGGAUGGCACCGACUUCAUCGACGGCAUCCAGCACUCCGGCGAAGCGGUGACCACCACCAAAUCGGAGUAGCUAACUAUAUAUACUUGUUAACCAUUUCUUAUUGGUGUCUGCUUUAACAAAAACACAGUAAUUAAACGAAUGUGUGUGUAAAAAAAUA